AUGUACUCCUCACGGGGCGGCAGCAGCAGCACACGCUUCAAGCGUGGAGGCUACCGCAGAGGUGGCAAUAGUGGUGGAGGACGAUUCCAGAAGACAAGGACCAUUACCGCGAACUCAUUACUAGCUACCGACGGCACCUCCGGAGAGGAGAAGUUUGAGUCCUUGAGACUUGCGAAUGACAUUGAUGAGCGGAUGGGCUUCGCAAGGUUUGAGGCUGGGCCUAAGAAAGUUGGUUGGCUGGUCAACAUGAAGUCUACUAUUCUGGAAGACGGCCAAGUUACCGGUGGAAAGGCGGGCGUGGACUAUUACUUUCUGGAUGAUUAUGGGGGGUCGUUCAAAGCGACUGUCUUGUAUGAUCCGUAUUUUUUAAUUGCUACUAAGCGUGGUAAUGAGCCGGAGGUAGAGGAGUGGUUGAGAAGAAAGUUUGAGGGCAUAAUCAAGAAGACUUCGAGGUUAACAAAGGAAGAUUUACGGAUGCCGAAUCAUUUGCUAGGAUACCGGAGAACCUUCAUUAAGCUGGAGUUUGUAAACGUCACGAAUUUACUGGCGGCCCGGAAAGUGCUUAUGCCGAUUGCGGAGAAGAAUAGGAAGAAUGUUAAUGCUAUGGACGCUUAUGCCGAAGUUGCUAGUGCUAGCGCCGGUUUUGACUUCAUUGAUGAAGGUAAUGACCUACGAAGGUCUACGAAUAUGGUUGAAGCUUGCGAUUUUAUAAUUGAUAUACGAGAGUAUGAUGUGCCAUAUCAUGUGCGGGUGGCUAUCGAUCAAGAGAUCCGUAUUGGAAAGUGGUAUACUGUUGAGGCCAAACAUGGCAUUGUAUCGCUUACUUGCAUUGAGGAUCGACUGAAACAGGCCGAGCCGGUCGUGCUGGCGUGGGAUAUUGAAACUACAAAGUUACCAUUAAAGUUUCCUGACGCUUCAAUUGAUCAGAUUAUGAUGAUAUCGUAUAUGAUUGAGGGAUCAGGGUUUCUCAUCACUAACAGAGAGAUUGUUUCCCAAGACAUUGAGGAUUUCGAAUACACUCCUCGACCGGAGUAUGAAGGACAUUUCAUGGUCUUCAACGAACCAGACGAGAAAGCCGUGCUUGAGCGAUUCUUCGACCACAUCAAAGAGGCAAAACCCACGGUAAUGGUAACGUACAACGGUGACUUCUUCGAUUGGCCAUUUGUAGAAGCCAGAGCCUCCCAAUUGGGCAUAGACGUGUACCGUGAGAUUGGCUUCCGGAAAAACUCUGAAGACGUCUAUUAUAGCAACUAUUCUGCCCACAUGGAUGCCUUCGCCUGGGUGAAACGUGACAGUUAUCUGCCCCAGGGGAGUCAAGGCUUGAAGGCGGUCACUACAGCAAAGCUCGGAUACGACCCCGAUGAAUUGGACCCCGAGCUUAUGACAAGGUAUGCCAUGGAGAAGCCGCAAGUCCUGGCAGAGUACUCGGUUUCCGACGCCGUGGCUACAUACUAUCUAUAUAUGAAAUACGUACACCCCUUCGUCUUUGCCCUGUGUACGAUUAUCCCGUUAGGCCCGGAUGAUGUGCUACGGAAAGGAACGGGAACCCUUUGUGAGAUGUUGCUUAUGGUCCAAGCAUAUCGGAAGGAGAUUGUCUUGCCGAACAAGCAUAAGCAGGUUGAGGAGGCAUUCUUUGAUGGUCAUUUGCUAGGGUCGGAGACAUACGUCGGUGGUCACGUCGAGUCUAUCGAAGCGGGAGUGUUCCGAAGUGAUAUCCCGGCCAAUUUCGUCAUUGAUACGGGGGCCAUUGAUAAACUCAUUGAGGACCUUGACUCUGCUUUACAAUUUAGUAUUGUUGUCGAGGGGAAGAAGAUGGAGGAUGUGACGAAUUAUGAUGAGGUCAAGGAACAAAUCAGGUCUAAACUUCAGCAAUUGAGGGACCUCCCUGCACGAAAUGAGCGACCAUCGAUAUACCAUUUGGACGUUGCUUCUAUGUACCCGAACAUUAUGACCACCAAUCGCCUUCAACCAGAUUCCAUGAUAUCAGAAUCGGACUGUGCUGCCUGUGACUUCAACCGACCUGGAAAAACCUGUGACCGGCGGCUACCAUGGGCUUGGAGAGGAGAAUAUCUCCCCGCCAAGAGAGACGAGUACAAUAUGAUUAGGUAUUCACUAGAGAACGAGAAAUUUCCUCCUAAGCAUCCGAAAUCACCCCAAAGAACAUGGGAUGAUCUGACAAGCGAGGAGCAAGCCUCGGCAAUCAAGAAGCGUCUUGCAGACUAUAGCAAGAAGGUCUACCAUAAGAUUCAUGAAACCAAAACAAUUGAGAAAGAAGCCAUUAUCUGUCAGCGCGAGAAUCCAUUCUACGUCGAUACUGUCAAGAACUUCCGUGAUCGUCGCUACGACUUCAAGGGGAAGCAAAAAGCAUGGAAGCGUAAAGCAGAUGACCUUAAGGCCUCCGGUGCCACCGCUGCAGAGAUCGAUGAAGCGAAUAAGAUGACUGUCUUGUUCGACUCUAUGCAGCUUGCUCACAAAGUCAUUCUUAAUUCCUUCUACGGAUACGUCAUGAGAAAAGGAUCUCGCUGGUAUUCUAUGGAGAUGGCUGGUGUCACUUGUCUUACUGGUGCUCACAUAAUUCAAUUGGCUAAAGAAAUCGUCGAGCGGAUCGGGAGACCAUUAGAGCUGGAUACCGACGGUAUUUGGUGUAUUCUCCCAGGGACAUUUCCGGAGAACUUUGCGUUCACACUCGAGGGUGGGAAGAAGCUGCCGAUAUCUUACCCUUGCGUGAUGUUGAACCAUCUGGUCCAUGCAAAGUUUACCAAUCACCAGUAUUCAGAACUUGUGGAUCCCGCCACCCACAGAUAUAAGACCCAUAGCGAAAACACUAUCUUCUUUGAGGUCGAUGGGCCUUAUAGGGCUAUGAUCCUGCCUACGUCCAAAGAGGAGGAUAAGAAUUUAAAGAAACGUUAUGCUGUGUUCAAUCAUGAUGGGAGUUUGGCGGAACUGAAGGGGUUCGAAGUCAAGCGCCGCGGCGAACUAAAACUAAUCAAGAUAUUCCAGUCUCAAAUUUUUAAAUUCUUCUUGGAGGGAACGAGUUUAGAGGAGUGUUAUGGCGCCGUAGCUAAGACUGCCAAUCGUUGGCUUGAUGUUCUGCAUUUACGUGGUAGAACGCUCGCCGAUGAGGAGCUCAUUGACUUGAUUUGUGAAAACAGAAGUAUGUCAAAGACAUUGGCGGAGUAUGGUUCUCAGAAGUCGACGUCUAUUACCACCGCGAAGCGGCUGGCAGAGUUCUUGGGCGAGCAAAUGGUGAAGGACAAAGGUCUCAACUGCAAAUACAUUGUGUCCGCAAAACCUCGAAACGCACCUAAAGUUGACAACCCAGUACCUAGGGUGCCACAUCCGGACUGGCUGCAGAGACGUAUCGACAUCGAGGAUGACAGGUUUAAGCAGAAGAAGAUGACGGAUAUGUUUCAGAAACGGACCGAGUUGGAGAUUGUCCCUCCUGGAGUGUCUAUGCACUUGGACGAUAUGGAAGACUUUGGCGGCACUACUACGAUGCCUUUAAACCGGCCUAUGCUUGCAACUGCGAAGCGUCUUGGGAAGAGGAAGGCGCCUGAUACACCUGCUCCGGUCGGGGGCGAUCCGUUUGCUAGCCUGCCCGCUGUGAUGCCACCGAUGACAGAGGAUUACAAAGGGUGGUUGCAGUACCAGAAGAAAAAGUGGAAAAUUCAAAAACACGCUCGGACUAGGCGGAGGCAAUUGUUCGGGGACAGGAGCUCUCUUCAGGCGGACUCUAUUGGUGGCUUCUUCAGGAAUCAGACGGAGUUCAUGCUUUCGAAUACCUGGGAGAUUUUGCAACUUCGGCCGACGGAUAUGCCUGGUGAAGUUAGGGCUUUCAUAUUAGUCGGUAGGAAGAUUAUCACCUUGAAGAUUAAGGUUCCACGUCAAAUAUUUAUCAAUUUUAAGAGUGAGGAGCUUCCGGAUGUUACUGUUAAAGGGUGCAUAGUAGAAAGGGUUAACCAUACUCUUCCAAAUGGCCAUCCUUCGGGGAAUCUCUUCAAGUUGGUGGUGCCCGAGGAUACAUACAUAUCUGAGCAGAAGGCUUUCUCGAUUAUCUUCUCGCACGCUAGCGUCGAAGGUGUGUACGAAACUCAAGUUCCUAUGAGUAUUCGUGCUCUGCUCGAAUUAGGUAAUAGUUGCACCUUCGAUGAGUCCCAGCGGGGUGUGCUUGGGAAGGGCCUUGACCAUGGGUUCGACUUGUCUUCAUUGAAAUCGAAAGAGGCGAAGAGACCUUACCUCCAGAUCGGCGGUAUGGACUACCUGUUUUUGUAUCAUGUGGUUGCGGGUGACCGCCAGGUCUUUGGCCUCUUCCCACCCGGAGGAGAAGCGCAUGUUGUAGUUUAUAAUGCGACACGGGAAGCCCAGGGCCUCCCGAACAUGGACAAGAUAUACGCUGAGCAAUUCACCCGAAGGAUGGAAACGGCUAACGGUCCCGGAGAUAGCAUGAUCGAGUACCCAGCCACACUACACUUUCAAACAACUUAUGUCAAUACGAAAAAGAAGCUAGAGAAGGAGUUGACUGAUCUAUUGAAGGGGAUCCGGAAUGAGGAGUCGAAGCCAACUACGCUUGUUAUUCAAUCCCCACAACAAAGGACUCUGGUGGAUGCUGUGUCUAUCUUGAGCGAGUUCCCUAUCCUCACCUUACGCUCAGAUCCCGCGGACAAUAGCCUGCCUCUUGGUUGGCAGACAUUCGUGGCUAAGAGGAUUGUAACACAUUACCUGGCUUUGGGGGCGUGGAUACUGCACUUGGUAGAGCUAGCGCGUUAUGGAAGGAUCCCGCUAUGUAACCUGGAGAGGGAUGAUCCAACUUUCCUGAUUGACAUUGACUAUGCACGACGGCUACAAAAAAAUAAUGUUGUGCUGUGGUGGUCACCCUCACCCAAGCCAGACCACGGAGGAUAUGAGAAGGAUGAUAUCUUAGGGUCUAUGGAAACAGUCGAUAUGCCUGCUAUCAAUAACCCUGGGUCGUAUUCGUCCGUCUGCAUUGAGAUCGAGGUCCGGAAUUUGGCUAUCAACACAAUCCUUACGUCCUCUUUAAUAAAUGAGCUGGAGGGGAGCGAUUCUGUUGCUAUGAACCCGGCAGCACCUCAAGGUGAUGAUCCAACUGAUGGGACUAAUAUUAUUUUCGCAAACAACGCGUUCACUACAGCUGGGGUGGCAGUUUUACGGGAGAUGGUCAAGGCCUGGUCUGCUCUAGCUACUCGAGGGCAGCCGGUGGCGGAAAUUAUGGUUGAGCACUUGGUUCGCUGGGUCGAGAGCCCGGAUUCAUUCCUUUACGACCGGGCAUUACACUACUACGUCCAGACCAUGUCUAAGAAGGCUUUCCUGCAACUUCUGACUGAUUUCCGGAGAGUUGGGUCCCAUAUUGUGUUUGCGAAUGUCAACAAACUUCUUGUUCAGACUACUAAGACGGAUGUUGGGAAUGCUUAUGCUUAUAGCGAGUACAUUAUCAAAGCUAUCCGGGCAAAACCGUUGUUCAACUUUCUCGAUUUGAAGAUUAAUGAGUAUUGGGACUAUCUUGUCUGGUAUGAUGAGAUGAACCAUGGGGGAAAGGCUUGUGAGAAGAUCGUCGAAGCGGAGAAUCAGGAGUUGAACAUUAUCAUGCAUUGGCAAUUUGCGAAGUUCCUUCCACAAACUUUGCAGACAAUCUUCCAUGAUUGGGUAGUUGAGUUUGUAGAGGCCAUUCACGCUCAGAAGAACCCGUCCGCGUCAGGACCCAAUGCUUCAACGCCAUGGCCUACCCAGAUUUUCUUCAAAAUGUCUGAGGAUUCGGGCGACAAGGUCAUCCUCGGCAACGAAUUCAAGAAGCCCCUCCGUAAGCAAAUCGGUCAGCUCAUCCGCCGCCAGCAAGAAUCUAUGAUCCACCCGGAAAUCGACGUCGACUUUGAAUUCCCCUCCUUACCAGGCGCCUACCGGGAUAUGAAGAACCCCGUCCUGCAGCUCGUCCGCUCCCUAACAGCGGUCUUCGGCCUUGCCAAAGAAAUCAACACAGAAGCACGCAUCCUCCGCAAGGAACUCCUGGCGUUGCUCGACAUCAAAGAGUUUAGCAAAGAGGGUACAUUCGAGAACCCCAGUGAAACGCUCAAAUUCUCCCAAGUGAUCUGCAAGAACUGUGCCCUCCCACGCGACAUGGACUUGUGCAAGGAUGAGGACCUGAUGCCGGAAGUCACGGCCGACGGCCAACUCCGCGGGCGUGCCUGGAAGUGCAAGUUUGAUUUUUGCGGCGGCGAGUUCGACCGCUUGGCGUUCGAGGAGAAGAUGAUAUCGCAGUUGCACCAGUUUGUCACGGCGUAUAAUGUCCAGGACCUCAAGUGUGGGAAGUGUCAAACUUUAAAGGUCAAUGAGUUUAUGGAGCAUUGCUCGUGUUCGGGGCCCUGGGUGCUUACGGCUGAGAGGGAGGUGCUUGUUAAGAGGUUACAUGUGUAUAAGAGUGUUGCGGAACAUUACUCCUUUAGGAUGCUGGAGGGCGUUGUCGGGGAUAUUAUGGGAUGUGUCUGA
Messenger RNA from Tuber melanosporum (Perigord truffle), 6498 nucleotides. RefSeq lists its product as uncharacterized. Lineage: Eukaryota; Fungi; Ascomycota; Pezizomycetes; Pezizales; Tuberaceae. The transcript is spliced from 12 exons. The record is from RefSeq and is a predicted model, not a curated record. Gene Ontology annotation, molecular function: zinc ion binding; DNA binding; DNA-directed DNA polymerase activity. The coding region runs from base 1 to 6498 and encodes 2165 amino acids. Gene Ontology annotation, biological process: nucleotide-excision repair, DNA gap filling; leading strand elongation; DNA replication proofreading. Gene Ontology annotation, cellular component: epsilon DNA polymerase complex; nucleus.